Messenger RNA from Fusarium tjaetaba, 1488 nucleotides. RefSeq lists its product as uncharacterized. The record is from RefSeq and is a predicted model, not a curated record. The transcript is spliced from 2 exons. Gene Ontology annotation, biological process: proteolysis. Lineage: Eukaryota; Fungi; Ascomycota; Sordariomycetes; Hypocreales; Nectriaceae. Gene Ontology annotation, molecular function: aspartic-type endopeptidase activity. Bases 1 to 1488 code for a protein of 495 amino acids.
AUGAAGUCGUCCCUUGUGGGUGCUUCGCUGGUUUCGACAUUGGGCCUCGUGCAAGCCCAUACCAUCCAGUGGAACAUCGAGGGUCGUCAUCCUCAACCACAUUUGGCCCGUCGCGCCAAAACGACAUAUGAAGAGGCCAUAAGUAAUGACAGAUCUGAAGGAGGCUACUUUACAGAGGUCACGAUCGGCAGUCCGCCUCAGAACAUUACCCUUCAGCUCGAUACUGGGAGUAGCGAUGUAUGGGUUCCCUGGAACUGCGCAGAUAUCUGCGAGAACGACAAGAAUGGAAAAAAUGGUUGCCCUCUUGGAAGCUUUGACCCUGAUAAGUCCAAGACAUUCAAACAUGUCGCGCCUGGAAUGUUUGGCAUCACCUUUGUAGAUGACAGUUAUGUCAAGGGCGAUUAUUUUGAAGAUCACUUUGAGUUGGACGGCGCUGUCAUCAACAAUCUGACCAUGGGACUGGCUAUCAAGACUAACAUUUCAUAUGGCUUGAUUGGCGUCGGUUACGCCAAGAACGAGGCAUCGGGCAGCACCACGGAUGUCAUUUAUCCCAACCUCCCUGUUGCGAUGUACCAAGCAGGCUAUAUCAACACCAUCGCCUACAGUGUGUGGCUCAACGACCUAGACGCCAAGGCCGGCAGUAUUCUAUUCGGAGGGGUUGACACAGCAAAGUACGUGGGCGAUAUGCACCGAAUCGACAUUCAAAAGUUAGAUGGCCAUUACUACCACUUCGUUGUGGCCUUGACUUCACUGGUCGCCACUAGCUCCAGCGGCAGCGAUGUCCUUACCUCGGAUAGUUUCCCCAUUCAGGCCGUUCUCGAUUCCGGAACCACGUUGAGCUACCUUCCCCAAGAUCUGGCCCAUGAGAUCUGGGAAGAAGUUGGUGCUGUGUGGUCGCCAUACUAUGGAGUAGCUGUUCUACCAUGUGCUUACGGCAGGAAUCAAGGGAAUUUCACGUUUGGAUUUGCAGGCCCUGAAGGUCCUAGCAUCAGUGUAGGGAUGGACGAGCUCGUUCUUACCAUGACCAGCGAUGCGGCCAAUAUGCCAUCCUUUGAAUCCGGCGCGUACAAGGGCGAGAACAUAUGUACCUUCGGUAUACAAAACGACACCAACGAUCUGUAUUUGCUUGGUAACACCUUUCUUCGAUCCGCCUAUGUCGUCUAUGACCUGGUAAAUAACGAAGUUGGAAUUGCUGCCACUGAUUUCAAUUCGACGAAAAGCAAACGAGUCCCAUUUAAGAGCUAUGGGGCUACCAUUCCAUCCGCAACGGCAGUAAGUAAUCAGCACAGAGCAACCGAGAAACCAACAGUCCCAGGUCAUAACUUUACUGCUGCUGAAGGAUUUCAAGAAUCGGACUCAGAUGGAAAUGAUGACGAGGACAACGCGGGAUCAUUGCUUGCCCCUGGGACAACACCUUUGGCGCUGGUCGUUACCACUAUGAGCUUCAUGCUUGCAGGUGGAGGGAUUUUCUCGAGCAUUUUUUCAUGA